This is a messenger RNA of Penicillium malachiteum, 1122 nucleotides long. RefSeq lists its product as uncharacterized. Lineage: Eukaryota; Fungi; Ascomycota; Eurotiomycetes; Eurotiales; Aspergillaceae. The record is from RefSeq and is a predicted model, not a curated record. Bases 1 to 1122 code for a protein of 373 amino acids. Gene Ontology annotation, biological process: carbohydrate metabolic process. The transcript has 2 exons.
AUGGCUCUCCCAAUCAGUAGUCCAUCUCCUCGACUGGACCGAUUUCAACAAGCCAUGGAAUCAGUGUACGGAAGCUUCAGUUUAAUAGACGAUCCCAAGAAUUGGACUCCACCCUUGAAAUCCGGCGGACACCGAGGCCGAUAUCUAUGGACCGAUGCAUUCGGCGUGAUCAACCUGUUAACCAUGCACAAAGAGUACUGUCGGGCCGGAGCGCAAAGCACAGAUGACGAUAGAUAUGUUCAAUUAGCGAGGCGACUUAUUGAGACCGUCCAUGAUGUAUUGGGUCGCACAAGAGAUGGUACGGCACGAUUGCCUGGAGCGACAGAGUCGAAUCCUCUCGGUGGAGGGCUGCGAAUCGGUAAGACGGAUGAGCAUGGAUCGGACUGUGAUGGGCAAUACCACCACUAUCUCACUGUGUGGAUGUUUGCCCUUAAUCGGAUGGCGUUAGCUACUGGCAAUAUGGAAUAUAAUCGCCAGGCUGUGGCGCUAGCUUGCGCAAUUCAUCCCAGGUUCUUCGUGGACCGUGCAGCAGCCCGUCCGCGCAUGAUUUGGAAGAUGUCAAUGGAUUUAUCCGCACCUCUUGUCUCAUCCGAAGGGAAUUUGGAUCCUAUUGAUGGGUUUGUGGUUUUUCGUAUACUUCAGGCGACUGCUAUUCAUGCAGGAGAUGGUGAAGUCUUGACAGAGGAGAUUGGUGAUUAUAAACGAGUUAUGGAGCGCAAGGGAGAACAUUUUGUUUCCAAGGAUACCUUGGAUCUGGGCAUGACAUUAUGGACGGCUCAUUGGUUUUCUGAACAAGAGAACUGGGCAUCGAAUCUGGCGAACAGAUGCUUUGAACAGCUAUAUGACAUUUUCGAGAUCAAUCGGUACCUUGAUCGUAAUAUCAAAUUCCGUCUGGCCUUCCGCGAAUAUGGUACAUGCCUGGGGUGCUACUGCCAAUCGCAGCAAACAACCGACAAGGAACGGGCAGUUGACCUCAAGACUUGGGCGGAUGCCAUCAUCACAGCUUGGGAUCCAUAUAUGGAACUUUCCAUAUCCGAAGACUUGACGCCUGAGGACCUGCGACCCAUUACUCGCGUGAUGUACGCAACAGCUUUGACACCCGGUGGUAUGGCACUCCCAUGA